Colletes gigas is the source of this 3004-nucleotide messenger RNA. RefSeq names its product CCR4-NOT transcription complex subunit 6-like (gene twin). NCBI's taxonomy places the organism in Eukaryota, Metazoa, Arthropoda, Insecta, Hymenoptera, Colletidae. Gene Ontology annotation, molecular function: protein binding; poly(A)-specific ribonuclease activity. The record is from RefSeq and is a predicted model, not a curated record. Bases 143 to 1786 code for a protein of 547 amino acids. Gene Ontology annotation, biological process: nuclear-transcribed mRNA poly(A) tail shortening. Gene Ontology annotation, cellular component: nucleus; cytoplasm; CCR4-NOT complex. The transcript is spliced from 10 exons.
UUUGUGUUUGUCAAGGUAGUUUUGUUUACGCGUAAAUUUUCAUUCGGUAUCAACUUCUCGUACGUUUCGUGUGUGCUAAGAGGUAGAUGAAGGUGCGUAACAGUUUCCUUCAGGUUUCGUAUUAAAUUUAAAAGGAUUUAAGAUGUCCCGCAUUCACAAGGACAAGUAUGAAAAUUCAAACCCACGUCGUACUCACACUUUCAUGUCCACAGAGGAUGCAAACUCUGGGAAGAAAUCUUAUUGGCCGGAGUUGGAGAUAACAGGCAGUAUAAGAAAUUUGAGCCCAAACUUAUGGCAGUUAACUCAUUUGACAGCUUUAUAUCUCAACGACAAUAGUUUGCAAAGGAUACCAUCCGAGAUUGGACGGUUAGUCAAUUUGCGAACUUUAGAUCUCAGUAGCAACAAAUUACGCAGUUUACCAGCAGAACUGGGGGACCUCAUCUACCUCAGAGAAUUGUUAUUGAAUCAAAAUUACCUUCGCGUGUUACCGUACGAACUAGGAAAGUUGUUCCAGUUACAAGUGCUUGGACUUCAGGGCAAUCCACUCAGCAAGGAAGUACUGUCACUGUAUGGAGAACCUUCUGGAACCCACAAGCUGCUAUCGUAUAUGCUGGACAACUUACAAGUGACUGCAAACCAUCCGCCUCAGAGACCCUGGAUACCAUUGACGAGGCCAAACAGGACGAGACCAACAUGUAUAUUCACAGUAAUGUGUUACAACGUGUUGUGCGACAAGUACGCAACACGACAAAUGUACGGAUACUGUCCGAGCUGGGCGCUCGAUUGGGAAUAUCGGAAAAAAGGAAUUCUCGACGAGAUACGACAUUACGCCGCGGACAUUAUCAGUUUGCAGGAAGUCGAGACAGACCAAUUCUACAAUUUUUUCCUACCAGAGCUCAAACACGACGGUUACGAUGGGAUCUUUUCACCAAAAUCUCGGGCAAAGAUCAUGGCGGAGAGCGAUCGUAAAUACGUGGACGGAUGCGCCAUUUUUUACAGGACGGCGAAAUUUACCUUGAUAAAAGAGCAUUUAGUCGAAUUCAAUCAGUUGGCAAUGGCGAACGCAGAAGGCUCUGACAACAUGUUGAAUAGAGUGAUGCCAAAAGAUAAUAUCGGACUCGCCGCCCUGCUUAGGACAAAGGAAGCUGCUUGGGACAAUGGCCUUCCAUCAGACUCAGCACAAAUUCAACAACCGAUUUUAGUUUGCACAGCACACAUCCACUGGGAUCCAGAGUUUUGUGAUGUUAAAUUAAUACAGACAAUGAUGCUCAGCAAUGAAUUACGUUCCAUUUUGGACCAAGCUGGUCAGUCUUUUAGGCUAGGCUGCAAGUCCGACUCUUCCAGCGUUCAAUUGUUACUUUGUGGUGACUUCAAUUCCUUACCUGAUUCUGGUGUAAUCGAAUUUCUUACAUCGGGACGAGUAGCGGCCGAUCACCGUGAUUUUAAAGACUUAACAUACAAAUCAUGCUUACAAAAGAUCUCUGGGUGCGAUAAACCUAAUGAAUUUACCCACUCGUUUAAACUCGCAUCUGCCUAUAGUGAAGAUAUUAUGCCCUAUACUAAUUUCACAUUCGAUUUCAAAGGAAUAAUAGAUUACAUUUUCUACUCGAAACAAAGUAUGGUACCUUUGGGACUUUUGGGCCCUUUAAACGCAGAUUGGUUUAGAGAACACAAAGUGGUCGGUUGUCCACAUCCUCACGUUCCAUCUGAUCAUUUUCCAUUAUUAGUGGAAUUCGAAAUGACGCCAAUAGUAGGAACAAGCAAUGGUCUGAUCUCAAGAAGGUAGCAGCAGCUGCGACCUAGGUCCAAGUAAAAAUAAGGAAAUAAAUAAAUGAUAAUAAAGAAAAACUCUCCAUCACAUUCUCUCUUACUUCUGGCUUUAGCAAUAUCACUCGCAGUCAACGACUAUUCUAAUGGAGAAUAUUUCAAAUACUUCAUAUUGCCGCACAUUCAACAAGAUAUCAGAUAUCAAUAAAUAAUUCUAAUGACCAGGUGAAGGGAGUCGUGUUGUAAUGCGUUUAGCCCAUGUAUAGUGUAUUGCAUUUUUAAGACUUGACUUUCCCACAUUAAGAAUAUUGUAACCUCUAUUACCAUCGUAAUAUUGUAGAUACCUAUUUUCCUACAAAAAGAUAUUCUGAUCAAGCCGCUGUGAUAUUGACAUUAACAAUUGGAACAAUUUCACAUAUUUAUUAAGAAAUUAGUAUCUACCAGAAAACCCCUAAUCUCUUCCUAAAUGUCAUUACAACAUUCUCCAAGCCAAUUUUUUGAUAAGAAUGCUGCCAUCCAACAAGAAAUUGUAUUUUUAAACAAAACAAAAACUAAAAAUAUGAAAAUAUACACACUAUACUGGGCUGUGCGAAACGAUUGGAGUUGACUUAACAAUUUCAAUGCAAGUACAAAUCUGUUCUUAUUGGCCACAUAUAUUGAUAAUAAUAAUGUUAUAUAAAGAAAUAGAUGAUAUUGUAGUGAGUUUAUUUGUAAGUAUGGUAAUGUAAUGAUGUUCAUCGAUCAUAGCAUUAUGAAAAUCAGCUGACAUUCACUCAUUAGAUUCAGUACAGGAUAUUAAUGUGUACCAUACCGAUGUACUACUUGUUAAUUCAGUUGCACUGGAUCUAUAUAUGCUGCAUAAUUUGAUUUUUCUGAUUGUAUACUUGUAUUUUACUGACUGGCGACAAAUCGAAUGCAUUUUAGAUCCUAUGGAUAAUUCAUUUUAAAGCUAAUACAUUAAUGUCUGAUUCGUUUCUUUUAUUAUUUCGAAUUAAGAAACUUUAUUAUACAUAUCAAAACAAAUGUAUAAUUCAAUUUAUUGACCGCAAAAUGUUCAUUAUAAUUUUAAGUUUAACGUUACGAUUCCAACAGUAUACGCUUUGCCAGAAAAUUAAAGGAUCGUAUUGUAAUCGUUUAAAAAAUCGCGAAAUUCAAAAUUCUGUAAUUUCGUGAAAAAUAAUCGUGCAGCAAUGUGGGAAAAGAAUUUUUAAAUCUUGCAUUUUAGCUCUUUUUAUUA